This is a messenger RNA of Alnus glutinosa, 5460 nucleotides long. Its product is annotated as myosin-8-like. The coding region runs from base 524 to 5014 and encodes 1496 amino acids. Gene Ontology annotation, cellular component: cytoplasm; myosin complex; vesicle. Gene Ontology annotation, molecular function: microfilament motor activity; ATP binding; actin filament binding. NCBI's taxonomy places the organism in Eukaryota, Viridiplantae, Streptophyta, Magnoliopsida, Fagales, Betulaceae. The transcript is spliced from 38 exons. The record is from RefSeq and is a predicted model, not a curated record. Gene Ontology annotation, biological process: vesicle transport along actin filament; actin filament organization.
AAAACAAAAAGUCGUGGGGAAAUCCGGAAGGACAAAAAAAAAUUGAGGCUACGCGUUCAUGUUCUUGUUGCGUGCUCUUGAUAGGGAAGCCAAAACGUACGUACAGAGAGACAGAGAGAGAAACCGAGGGAGAGAAACUUGAGAAAGUGCGAGAAACUGAGGGGGAAAAUUGUUGCAGAGGAAGGGUUGGUGUCGUUCACGAUCUUCUUCCCGCCAUUGCUUAAUCCUCUGCAACCACAUUUUACCAUGUGACCUCAUUCCCUCAUUCAUUAGCCUCCAAAACAAGAUUUUCUCCUACGGUGAGAGGGCGCGCGGAAGUCCGUACAGUUAGAGCGCGAAAGCGGAGCAAUAGCACUCGUGCCUGGUUCAAAUCCGAGUUCAAGGAAGGUUUCGGGCAAUUGAGACCGAUAUUGGAUUGGAGGGAUUUAUGGUUUGGUCGCAUUGGGUGGUGGUUGUGGUUGAGGGAAUUUAGGGUUUAUUAGCUGAGCCUCGGAUCUCAGUCUCGUCAAAUUUUCGUUCGCAAAUGGUUACUCAAGCCAAUUUAGUGGUUGGAUCUCUUGUUUGGGUGGAGGAUCCUGAGGUAUCUUGGAUAGAUGGUGAAGUUGUGGAAGUUAAUGGUGAAGAUUUAAAAACAAACUGUACAUCAGGGAGGACGGUUGUGGCUAAAGCAUCCAAUGUCUAUCCAAAGGAUCCUGAAUUUCCUCCAUGUGGUGUUGAUGACAUGACGAGGCUGGCUUAUCUGCAUGAACCAGGGGUUCUGCAGAAUUUAAGAUGUCGCUAUGAUAUAAAUGAAAUAUAUACUUACACAGGAAAUAUAUUGAUAGCUGUCAACCCAUUUCAAAGGCUACCUCAUUUAUAUGAUAAGCAUAUGAUGGAACAGUAUAAAGGGGCAGCUAUAGGUGAGCUGAGCCCACAUCCUUUUGCUAUUGCAGAUGCUGCAUACAGAUUGAUGAUGAAUGAGGGAAUAAGCCAGUCAAUUUUGGUUAGUGGGGAAAGUGGAGCUGGUAAAACAGAAAGUACAAAAAUGCUUAUGCGUUAUCUAGCCUAUAUGGGAGGUAAAGCUGCAGCUGAGGGACGGCGGUCAGUUGAGCAGCAAGUCCUAGAGUCCAACCCUGUUCUAGAAGCAUUUGGUAAUGCAAAGACGGUCAGAAACAAUAAUUCAAGUCGAUUCGGUAAGUUCGUGGAGAUUCAGUUCAACCAAAGGGGGAAAAUUUCUGGAGCUGCCAUCAGAACUUAUUUACUAGAACGAUCUCGUGUUUGUCAAGUGUCUGAUCCUGAACGAAAUUAUCAUUGCUUUUAUAUGCUUUGUGCUGCACCACCAGAGGAUGUUGAGAAGUUCAAAUUGGGCAACCCAAGAGCAUUCCAUUAUCUAAAUCAAUCAAAUUGCUAUGAGCUGGAUGGAGUGGAUGAUUCUAAGGAGUACCUUGCAACUAGAAAAGCUAUGGAUGUUGUUGGGAUCAGUUCUGAUGAGCAGGAUGCAAUAUUCCGAGUUGUUGCUGCAAUACUCCAUUUGGGCAACGUUGAGUUUGCAAAGGGGAAAGAAAUAGAUUCUUCUGAACCCAAAGAUGAUAAAUCUUGGUUCCAUCUCAAAACAGCAGCUGAACUUUUCAUGUGUGAUGAGAAGUCUCUUGAAGACUCAUUAUGCAAACGUGUGAUUGUGACGCGUGAUGAGACCAUAACAAAAUGGAUCGAUCCAGAGUCUGCAGCACUCAGUAGAGAUGCUUUGGCAAAAAUUGUUUAUUCAAGGUUAUUUGAUUGGCUCGUGAACAAGAUUAAUAAUUCUAUCGGUCAAGAUCCUGAUUCAAAAAACUUGAUUGGGGUUCUCGAUAUUUAUGGAUUUGAGAGUUUCAAGACAAACAGCUUUGAGCAAUUUUGUAUCAAUUUGACAAAUGAAAAACUGCAGCAACAUUUCAACCAGCAUGUUUUCAAGAUGGAGCAAGAAGAGUAUACAAAAGAAGAAAUCGACUGGAGUUAUAUAGAGUUCAUUGAUAACCAGGAUGUGCUUGAUCUCAUUGAAAAGAAACCGGGUGGCAUCAUUGCUCUUCUGGAUGAGGCUUGUAUGUUUCCCAGAUCAACACAUGAGACAUUUGCAGAAAAACUCUACCAAACUUUUAAAGACCAUAAACGCUUUAGCAAGCCAAAGUUGUCACGUAGUAGCUUCACCAUUUGUCAUUAUGCUGGUGAUGUCACGUAUCAAACUGAGCUCUUCCUCGAUAAGAACAAAGACUAUGUCAUUGCGGAGCAUCAAGCACUCCUGAGCUAUUCCAAGUGCUCCUUUGUUUCAGGCUUGUUCCCACCUUUAGCUGAAGAAUCUUCCAAAUCAUCAAAGUUCUCAUCAAUGGGUUCUCGGUUUAAGCAACAAUUGCAAGCUUUGCUUGAGAUACUGAGUGCCACUGAGCCACACUACAUUCGUUGUGUAAAGCCAAAUAAUCUUCUCAAGCCAGCCAUAUUUGAGAAUAGUAACAUUUUACAGCAACUCCUCUGUGGGGGAGUCAUGGAGGCAAUUAGGAUCAGUUGUGCUGGAUAUCCCACUAGGAAGACUUUUGAUGAUUUUUUACGUCGUUUUGGCAUCUUGGCACCUGAUGUUUUAGAUGGAAGCUAUGAUGAAGUUAUUGCUUGCAAGAGGCUUCUUGAGAAGGUGAAUCUUAAAGGCUAUCAGAUUGGCAAGACGAAAGUGUUUCUUAGAGCAGGUCAAAUGGCAGAACUAGAUGGUUACCGAAGUGAGGUCUUAGGGAGAUCGGCAAGCAUCAUCCAGAGAAAAGUUCGUUCAUAUUUGUGUCACAAAAGAUUCAUCUUGUUGCGGCUGUCUGCCAUACAAAUCCAAGCCUUGUGUAGAGGACAAGUUGCAUGCCAGAAGUAUGAAAGCUUGAGAAGGGAAGGCGCUUCUUUGAAAAUCCAGAGACAUUGUCGCAUGUAUCUUUCUAGGCAUGCUUAUAAGAAUUUGUGCUCUUCAGCUGUUUGUUUACAGACUGGUAUGCGUGGGAUGGCUGCUUGUAAUGAGCUUAGGUUGAGGAAGCGGACAAGAGCUGCAAUUGUUAUCCAGAGUCAAUGCCGAAGAUAUUUGACCCGCCUUCAUUAUUUAAGGAUAAAGAAAGCAGCAAUUGCCACACAAUGUGCCUGGAGAGCAAGGGUUGCACGUAGAGAAUUUCGGAAGCUUAAAAUGGCUGCUAAGGAAACUGGUGCUCUCCAAGCUGCCAAAAAUAAGCUGGAAAAGCAAGUUGAAGAGCUGACCUGGCGUCUGCAGCUGGAGAAAAGAAUGAGGGCUGACCUUGAAGAAUCCAAAACACAGGAAAAUAGAAAAUUGCAGUCUGCUUUAGAAGAGACGCAACAUCAAUUUCAAGAAACUAAAGAACUACUUAUGAAGGAACUUGAGGUUGCCAAGACAACUGCUGAACAGGUUCCAGUUGUAUUUGAGGUUCCUGUUAUUGACCAUGAAAUGUUCAAUAAGCUUGCUGCUGAAAAUGAAGAGCUCAAGGUUCUGGUAAACUCUCUGGAAAAGAAAAUUGAUGAAACAGAGAGGAAGUACGAAGAAACAAACAAGAUUAGUGAAGAGCGGUUGAAGCAAGCUUUGGAGGCAGAGUCAAAGAUAAUUGAAUUGAAGACUGCCAUGCAAAGACUUGAAGAAAGACUUUCUGACAUGGAAAUUGAGGACCAAAUGCUGCAUCAACAAGCAUUAUUAAAUUCACCUGUUAGAAAAAUGUCAGAACAUUUAGCAAUUACAACACCUCUGCAAAAUGGUUAUCAUGAACCACAGAGUGCUCCACCAGCAAUAAAAAUUGGUACAGAGUCUUUGAGGAGAUCGCAAAUAGAAAGGCAGCAUGAGAGUAUAGAUGCUCUUAUCAAAUGUGUUACACAAGAUCUUGGGUUUAGUGAAGGAAAACCAGUUGGGGCAUUUACCGUAUACAAAUGUCUUCUUCACUGGAGGUCAUUUGAAGCAGAAAGAACUAGUGUAUUUGAUCGCCUUAUUCAGUUGAUUGGCUCUGCAAUAGAGAACCAGGAUAACAACAAUCUUAUGGCUUAUUGGUUAACCAACACAUCUACAUUGUUGUUCUUGCUCCAACGGAGUUUAACAGCCAGCAAUGGAACUGCAAUGCGGAAGCCUUCUGCUCGGACAUCAUUAUUUGGGAGGAUGACCCAAGGUUUCCGUUCUUCAGCCAAUCUUUCUGUUGGUCCAAUGGAUAUUGUGCGUCAUGUCGAGGCGAAAUAUCCAGCUUUGCUUUUUAAGCAGCAGCUUAUAGCAUAUGUGGAAAAGAUAUAUGGAAUUAUCCGAGAGAACAUGAAGAAGGACAUGUUACAAAUAGUUCCUUCUUGUAUCCAGGCACCCAGAACAUCAAGAGGAAGUGUUUCAAAAUCAUCUGGACGGUCUAAUAGCAAUAGUGGCCCAGCUAGUCCCUGGCACAGAAUCAUUGAGAGCCUUGAUGACCUUCUUUGUACAUUAAAAGAAAAUUGUGUGCCUCCAGUUUUUGUUCAGAAGAUAUUCUCUCAGAUUUUCUCAUUUAUCAAUGUACAGAUCUUUAAUAGCCUUCUCCUUCGUCGAGAGCGCUGCACAUUCAGCAAUGGGGAAUAUGUGAAGUCUGGGUUGGCUGAAUUAGAACUAUGGUGUUGCCAAGCAACAGAAGAGUAUGCUGGCUCAUCAUGGGAUGAACUCAAACAUGCAAGGCAGGCAGUGGGAUUCUUGGUUAUACACCAAAAGUCUAGAAUUUCCUACGACGAAAUUGCAAAUGACCUCUGUCCUAUCCUGAGUGUUCACCAGCUUUACAGAAUAUGUACACAAUACUGGGAUGACAAUUACAACACUCGAAGUGUAUCACCAGAUGUCAUUUCCAGCAUGAAGAUUCUAAUGACAGAGGACUCCAAUAAUGAUCAUAGCAACUCUUUUUUGUUGGAUGAUAAUUCCAGCAAUCCUUUCUCAGUUGACGACAUUUCCUGUUCCCUUCAAGAGAAGCAUUUUUCUGAUAUAAGGCCUCCUGCAGAACUCUUGAAGAAUCCAGCCUUCCAAUUUUUACAGGAUUAAGGCCGUGGUUCUUUUAGCAUUUUGUCAAAGAUUUGACUGAAGAUUCGACUCUGGUCAAUGCCACACUGUAAAUUCACCCCCCAUUUUUGUUUUUUUUAUCCUUUUUUUAUAUUUUUCCCCCUUCAUUGUGACAUCCGCUGCCCUGGAGUUCAAUAUUAUUCAAAAUAGAAAUGUAAAAGUUCAUUAGGCUGGUUCAGAUAGUUAAAGGGGCAGGGAUAGGUUUUACUCUUGAGUGCACUUUGUUUUCUUCUGCAUUUUCCUUUCAUUUUUUUUUCUUAGUAAUGGGUCACUUGGCCGGGGCCAGCAUUCUUUGUAGGGAUGGUAGAGGGAAGAAAAUUAUCAAUAGUGAGGUGGGAGGAGCUGAUCUUAAGUGCUGUUCCAGUCCCCCACAUAAUGUACAAAGCAACAGAAUAUGUCGAGAUAGUGUAGUUGGUUUGUUUUCUUCA